Molecule: messenger RNA, 2221 nt
Organism: Fusarium oxysporum Fo47
Lineage: Eukaryota; Fungi; Ascomycota; Sordariomycetes; Hypocreales; Nectriaceae
Product: UTP glucose-1-phosphate uridylyltransferase
Exons: 4
Coding region: 309-1874 (521 amino acids)
Biological process (GO): UDP-alpha-D-glucose metabolic process; glycogen metabolic process
Cellular component (GO): cytoplasm
Molecular function (GO): UTP:glucose-1-phosphate uridylyltransferase activity
Source: RefSeq, a predicted model, not a curated record
CAAGUUUACAAGCAACAGCUGCAAGCCCGGCAUCACCGCCCCGCAUCUAACUCUGGCGCUGGUGCUGGCCUCCCCUUUCCCUCUCGCUCCCGUUCGUUUAUUAGCUGCUUGACCUGCUUGACCUGGUUACCUUAAUUCAUUCCUCUCCUCUCGCUGACUCUCUCUCUCUCUCUCCGGUAACAACUUCUUGAUCCUUCUCCUCUUUCUUCAUCCCCCCAAAGGCUAUCUGCUACUCCCGUUGGCUUCCAUCGUGUUACUCUAAUUCCACCUUAUUAAUAUUCUCCACGACUCGACCGACUCCCUUCACAAUGGCCAGUGCUAUCAAGAGUGCGCUGCCUACCCACCUCAAGCCCAACAGCGGCGAUGAGCAGGGCAAUGAGCGUCGUCAUGGCAAGACGCGCAGUCACAUGGCUUUCGAGAACACCUCCACCAACGUCGCUGCUGCUCAGAUGCGAAAUGCUCUGACCAACCUCGCCGAGACCGUCAAGGAUCCCGAACAGAAGAAGUUGUUCGAGACUGAGAUGGACAACUUCUUCGCCCUUUUCCGACGAUACCUCAACGACAAGGCCAAGGGCAACGCCGUAGACUGGGAUCGCAUUGCUCCUCCCGCUCAGGGUCAGGUUGUCGAUUACGAGGAUCUUGCCAACACCGAGUCUGUCCAGUUCCUGAACAAGCUGGCUGUUCUCAAGCUCAAUGGUGGUCUGGGAACCUCCAUGGGUUGUGUCGGCCCCAAGUCCGUUAUUGAGGUCCGUGACGGCAUGUCCUUCCUCGAUCUUUCCGUCCGACAGAUCGAGUACCUGAACCGUACCUACGACGUUAAUGUCCCUUUCAUUCUCAUGAACUCCUUCAACACAAAUGACGACACCGCCGCCAUCAUCAAGAAGUACGAGGGCCACAACGUCGAUAUCCUUACCUUCAACCAGUCUCGAUACCCCAGAGUAUACAAGGACUCUCUCCUCCCCGUCCCCAAGCAUAACGACUCUCCCAUCAACGAGUGGUACCCCCCUGGCCACGGUGACGUUUUCGAGUCUCUCUACAACUCUGGCAUUCUCGACAAGCUUCUCGAGCGAGGCAUCGAGAUUAUCUUUCUUUCCAACGUCGACAAUCUGGGCGCCGUGGUCGACCUUCGCAUUCUCCAGCACAUGAUGGAGACAAACGCUGAGUACAUCAUGGAGCUGACCAACAAGACCAAGGCCGACGUCAAGGGUGGUACAAUCAUCGACUAUGAGGGCUCAGUCCGCCUGCUCGAAAUUGCCCAGGUACCCAAGGAGCAUGUCAACGAGUUCAAGUCUAUCAAGAAGUUCAAGUACUUCAACACCAACAACAUCUGGCUCAACCUCAAGGCCAUCAAGCGUGUGGUAGAGAACGACGAACUCGAGAUGGAGAUUAUCCCCAACGGCAAAACCAUUCCUGGUGACAAGAAGGGCGAGUCCGAUAUCUCUAUCAUCCAGCUCGAGACCGCUGUCGGUGCUGCUAUCCGUCAUUUCAACAACGCUCACGGUGUCAACGUUCCCCGUCGACGAUUCUUGCCCGUCAAGACCUGUUCCGAUCUGAUGCUCGUCAAGUCUGAUCUCUACACAUUGAAGCAUGGCCAGCUUCAAAUGAGUGCCGCUCGCUUCGGUGACGCACCCCUGAUCAAGCUUGGUGGUGACUUCAAGAAGGUCUCAGACUUCCAGAAGCGAAUCCCCUCCAUUCCUAAGGUGCUGGAGCUGGAUCACCUCACCAUCACCGGUGCCGUCAACCUUGGCCGCGGCGUAACGCUCAAGGGCACUGUUAUCAUCGUCGCGACAGAGGGCAGCACCAUCGACAUUCCCCCUGGAUCGAUCCUUGAGAACGUGGUUGUCCAGGGUAGCUUGCGCCUGCUCGAACAUUAAAUUGGGAGCUUGUUGGAUGUUGUAUGGUUCUGUGGCAGACUGUCUUGGGGUUUUAACUUGUCAUGGCCUUUCGAGGUGCAUAAGAUGGAUAAGGCAUGGGCAGACAUGUCAUGAGGCUUGAGGAUUGGAAUGUUUAUCCUAUGGUAUGGAAGAAGAGAAGCAACGUCUCCGAAUCGGUAGACAUGAGAGAGCCUGAUUCAAGCGUCACAUUGAACGCUUGCUGGGAGGAUAAGGUGCACUUUGAGUAUGUACGUACUUGGCAAAACAGCAUUAGCUUGAUACCUAUACAUAGGUAUAGGUACAGCACAUUUUUAAUUGAAAAGGGCAAAUGACAAUUUCUCGAGAAA